CAAUACGAAUUGAUUAAUCUUUCAUGACAGGUUGGCAUCAACAUCGUGGUGCCUGCCUGCUGUAGCUAGGAUAUGUCAGCAUCAGUGAUUAGCUAGGUAACGUUAGGCCCUGUAACGUACCAGUUAAAAGCAAUACCGUGGGUCGAUAUAUUUGAUUUCAAAGGAUUGCAGUGUGAGGAGGACACAGACAGACAAACACACCCACUCUCUGAGCCGUAAAGAGGCAGCCAUACCUCAGCUCUCAAGCACAAUGCCCAUCUGACACACAACUAAGUGCACACACUGAGGAUGAGUAGUGCUGUGCUGCACUGACAGACAGAUGGUGUGGGAAUGAUGGACCUCCCCAAUGGCCAAUCAAGCGUCACCACUGCUGCUGCCACUGCCUCGGAGAAGAGCAGCAGCUCAGAGUCUCUCAGUGAGAAGGGUUCUGAGCUGAAGAAGAGUUUUGAUGCUGUCGUCUUCGAUGUCCUGAAGGUUACCCCUGAGGAGUAUGCAGGUCAGAUCACUCUCAUGGAUGCUCCGGUCUUCAAAGCCAUUCAGCCUGAGGAGCUGUCAAGUUGUGGCUGGAACAAGAAGGAGAAGCACAGCUCUGCCCCUAAUGCUGUGGCCUUCACCCGCAGGUUCAACCAGACAACUUUCUGGGUGGUGAGGGAGAUCCUUCAUGCUCAGACCCUGAAGAUCAGAGCUGAGGUACUCAGUCUGUACAUCCGAACUGCCAAGAAACUGUGUGACAUAAACAAUCUGCAUGCCGUGAUGGCUGUGGUGUCGGGCCUACAAAGCGCUCCCAUCUAUAGACUCUCCAAGACGUGGGCGUUGUUGAGUCGGAAGGACAAAGCAACGUUUGAGAGGUUGGAGUACCUCAUGGCCAAAGAAGACAACUACAAGCGUCUGAGAGACUACAUACGCAGCCAGAGCAUGAACUCCUGCAUACCAUACCUGGGUAUGUAUCUCUCUGACCUGACGUAUAUAGACUCAGCGUAUCCCUCUACUGGCAGCAUCCUGGAGAAUGAACAGCGAUCCAACCUCAUGAACAACAUCCUGAGGAUUAUAGCUGACCUGCAACGCUCCUGCACCUACGAUAUACAAGUGUUGCCUCAUGUCCAGAAGUAUCUCAACUCAGUCAUGUACAUCGAGGAGCUACAGAAGUUUGUGGAGGAUGACAACUACAAGUGUGUGUUAUGCGGGUUCCCAUGUGUGGUGUUGUUGUUCAGGUUGUCGUUGAAGAUCGAGCCAGGCUCCAGCACCCCCCGCUCCACUGCCUCUAGAGAGGACCUUAUAGGUUCGGAUGCAUCUGGGUCCCCUCUGUGUGGUCGAAAGGGCCCCAUUGCAGACGGAACCAAAGUCCCUCCCACGCCCCCCUCCCCCCGGAACCUCCUCCCCUACGGACACAGGAAGUGUCACAGCCUGGGCUACAAUUUUAUUCAUACGAUGAAUACGGUAGAGUUUAAGAGCGCUACGUUCCCCAAUGCUGGUUCUCGUCAUCUAUUGGACGACAGCGUCAUGGAGAGCCACACCCCUACGAGAGGACAGGCCGAGAGCUCAACGCUCUCCAGCGGCAUCUCACUGGGGAGCAGUGAGGGUUCAGAACUCAGUGAAGAGAUGUCCUGGCCAGCCUUUGAAAGGACUCGGUUCUAUCACUCUCUGGGCCCUGUGACCCGCGUGGCCAGAAUCCCCUACAGAGGAGGCCUGAGGCCCAGCAGCUCUGCUGAGUCUGAGGAGUUAGCAGUGCACCUGUACCCUGGAGCCGUCACCGUGCAGGGAGUCCUACGACGCAAAACGCUCUUCAAGGAGGGCAAGAAACCCACAGUGGCGUCUUGGACCAAGUUCUGGGUGGCUCUGUGUGGAACUCAGCUCUACUACUACCAUGCCAAGUCCCUAAAGGCCACAGAGAGAAAGCACUUCAAGUCGUCUAGCAGUAAGAGUGUGUGUGUUGUGGGGUUAAUGGCCAUCAUGUCAGACGACCCUGAACAUCCCGACGUCUUCCUGCUCACAGACUCGGAACGCGGCAACACCUAUAAAUACCAGGCAGGGAACAAAAUGAAUGCCCUUCUGUGGUUCAAACACCUCAGUGCUGCCUGCCAGAGCAACAGACAACAGGUCCCAGCCAAUCUGAUGUCCUUUGAAUGAGUGCUGCUGUAGAGGAUGGAGCGGUAGAGCUAAAAUAGAGGAAUAGUGACUCAGCACCAGGAGCUUUCACUGCCAUGACCCCAAAACUAUAACCCCCACUGGAGCCCCACCUGCCACCACUGCCUUAACCUAAGGAGCCGUGUGUGUGUGUUGAAGCAGUGGUUAUUAUGGUGGCAUAGACUACUGAAUGAAGACCUAAACCACUUCUCUCUCGUUCUCUCGCUCUGUUGUUUUUGCCUGUGGAACUAUGGGAUGUCUCUCCUCUCCUCUUUCUUGGAUGCUUCUUAAGGAAGGAUGGGUGGACAUGAUUUAUCCUUGUUUUCCCUCACUCCCUCUCUUCUUGACAUAUUGUGCUCUGGUGGAAGAUGGACUCUGCCCUUUCUAGGGCUGGACUCACACACACAAUACUGGACUAACCCAAUGGAAUGGGAUUUCAAACACACUCCUUUAUCACACAUUGGUUCACAAACUCCCUCACACACAAGACUCCAAUGGUCUCUUCACACUUGAGUUGGGCUCACAAAACGGACACUUUUUACACACAUUCACUCCCCCCUUCUGAGAGUGUGUGAUUGGCCUGUGUGAUUGCAGCAUUGUGAACAUUAAGGGCUUUGAUUCUCAAAUCUAUUCCAGCAGAAACCACUCCCACACACACACGCACACGUGUCCUGAAUGUAUCCUACUGUUUUAUAUUCCAGAGCCUCUCCUCACCGUGUGUGUGUGGGGGGUGGGGGGGGCACACUAUAUAUAUAUAUAUAUAUAUAUAUAUAUAUGGUAAGUCUCAUCACGGGAAUGAUAAACCCAGACUCUAAGCUUUCCUCUAUUCCACCUUUAUGGACCCAGUUAUAUCGCUCUUAUAAACAGGCUUUAUAUGUUGUUCUCUCUGGACCACUGUCUGCUCUGUCCACAUGUUAAAGCUUGAGAUUCACCAGAACACACAAUAACACUAAAGACUUGAAAGCUGUGAAAACGUGAACGAUGAAAUGUUAACCCCAGAAAAAUCAUUUAUCUCCCACUUCCUUUUUUUGUUAUUGCUUGAACAUAAGAGGGAGCUACAGGUUCUGACCUGAUCUGCUUUACACAUCUGAGUGUUUUAUACACACACACACACACACAGCUAUUGGGAGCCAUUCAGAAUCCAUUUGAAUUAUUAUUUUGUUGGUUAGUGUUUUCUGUUACCUUGGUGUUGUUGUGUUGGACGUAUCAGCAGUAUUAUCCUGUAGAUGACUUGCACAUGUCUAGCUUAUUUGAAUUGUCUGUUACAUUUCAUUUCUGGCCUCUUCCCUUUGUUUUGAACAUGUUGUAGAUCUACUGCUGUAUUGCCUAGUUCCAUGUCAUCCUCUUGACCCAUCGCCUGGUCACUACUCAUGGCAUCUUCAAUUAAAGUUAUAGAUAGGUGUAAGCAAGUUGUUGAUGACUCCACCUAACCUUCCAAUUGGCUGAGAGAAGCUUCCUCCAAAUUGCUUACACCUAUCCAGUCCUUUCAGAUCUGUGAACAGUUAACGAGUACGAGCUAGAGGGGGGGGGGCUAACAAUUUGAAGUAGACCCAGCCAGAGUGUGUAUGGUUUGGGACAUUGGUUUGGGACUCAACCCUGAGUGUGUGCCAAUAUACCAAACACACAUUUUUAUUCCGAUUUGUGAGAAAGUGUUAGUUAGAACAAAUGAAAUGAAUACGUUGUUGGGAAAUGAUGGUGUGGUCACGUUCUCAUACUACUCUCAGAAAGGACUUACCACUAGUAAAGCGUUAUCUUGCAUCCUCUCCUGACUGUUUCCGUCUCUACCUGACAGUCAGGUUAGGUCCUAACUUGUAACAAUGGUUUACAUCUCCCAUCUGUCCAUAUAUUUUGCAUGUCUAUUGUUUACAUGGAGGUCCAGCAAGUUAGCAUCACAUUCCUUACACCUCAAACUGACACUAUGUACUCUAGCAGCAAGAGACUCCAACUCCCAUAGUCCAGUGCGGCAACAGUUGUCUUAUGUCCUGUAGAGGCUAAGCUAAUGGGAGAAGGUAGAACUUAUCCAUAACCAUUGAUACAAGGUCAUAUAUUUAUUCACCCCUAAUGGCUAAGGUUAAGAUUGGGGUUGGUGUAAUCUGAUCCGAGAUCUGUUGUUUAGGGCAACUUCUACAUAUUCCAUUUCAGACUCAUUUCCGAUGUGCUCUGCUCCUCAGCUCCCAGCAGUUAUACCACACACAGCUACAGAUCCAUUAAUAGCAAGACUCCAGCAGGGCUAUGUCAUACACAGACUAGAGGAUGAGGAAGCCAGAGAAAGAAAGGAAUGGGAGGGGUAGCGUUAGUGAUACAAAAGGACAAGAGAGGAAGGUAGUACAACAGUAUGAGUGUGUAAAAAAAUAUUUUUGUUUACCUGCUAGAAAGCAUUAGACGGACAGAGCCUCGUGGAUGCCGUUUCUUCACUGUUGAGCAGUGGGUACAUCUGUAUAGAACGUGGUAUAGCAUAUUCUGUGUGGAGUGCGAUUGAACAAGGAAGGAUAUAGUAGAAAUAGAGGGGUGAAUGGAACUCUGAUGCAACAGGAGCUGUACAGAGAAGCCGGCAGACUGACGCUCCCCACAGAAGACCAGCAGAGGAGAAAGUAGUCUCUCUCCGUUCUCCUUUUUCCCCUCUCACAGACCUCUCCUUCACAUCUCUCUCUCUCUCUCUCUCCCUCUCUCGGACAAAGAGGGCUUCAAUGCAGGCUGAAGAGAGCGGCAGAUUAAAUGGCAGACAGGAAUGCUCCCGUGUAGUGUCACAGUGCUGACGUGAGGGAUGUGGAUGCCUAUAGGGAAAGGGUUAGGAGUGAGUUUUUACAAUCUGGUAUGGUGGGCUUUUUGUUUGAUAUUUCUUGAUGUCAAAAUGGUUUCCACAGUUUGUGUCCAUGUACAAAUACACAACCAGCUGUGUAUUAUCUACUGUGAAGAGUAAAGUUUUUUGGGAUUUGUCUGCAGUGUUCAUUUUUUUUUUCUCCUGAGAAAUUCUUUAACAGUUCAGCUGAGAUGACUGGGUGGUGUGUGGUUAACAUGAGAGGGGGGGUGUAGUGGUGUUUUUGUGUGCUGUAGGGAUGGAGAAUUUGCCCGCAGCUCAAGGUUCAACUUAAUUCCCUUUAAAUCCAAACUUUAACCAUUAGGGUAAAAUGUCAAACUGACCUGAUCAGUUUCUAGAAGAUACAUCUAUGUGCUCUAUAUGGCUCAGUUUGAGAGUGAUGUUUAUGAUGUGUUGAUGACGUCACUUAGCUGUGUCCAUGUCCCAUGACCUGUGGGGUGUGUCCAUGUACUAUCCCUCUACCUCCUGUACUCUGACCCCCUAGUGAGGACCCACCCAUGUUACGUGACCCGGGUUUGAACUAUGACCUCUGAAUUGAGUGACGUGACCUGAGCCUCAGCCAGAUAACCAAUAAACACACUGCCCUUUUUAUACUCUGCCCCUCAGUUCACUUUCAUUUAUAUAAACAUGGUUUCAGCUAAAACCAGGAGUGUCUACUUACCACAACCUGUUAAAUGUCCUGGACAGGGCAUGUGGUUAGGAAAAAUGUGUAUGUGUGUGCUUAAACUAGUGUUAGUACACUUUAGGUAUGGAUUGAUGUGUAAUCUUUCCUACUGAAAUAAAAACCUACUUGAAUUGUU
Molecule: messenger RNA, 5742 nt
Organism: Oncorhynchus gorbuscha (pink salmon)
Lineage: Eukaryota; Metazoa; Chordata; Actinopteri; Salmoniformes; Salmonidae
Product: ras-specific guanine nucleotide-releasing factor RalGPS2-like
Exons: 20
Coding region: 331-2127 (598 amino acids)
Biological process (GO): Ras protein signal transduction; positive regulation of GTPase activity
Cellular component (GO): plasma membrane
Molecular function (GO): guanyl-nucleotide exchange factor activity
Source: RefSeq, a predicted model, not a curated record